AUGUCCGCUGCAAUGAUCCUCCGACGAAGUUCCACCCUGAGCCGUCCACCCCUUCUCCGCCCCGCUUAUGCGGCCAGAGUGUGUUACUACCACCCGCCUGAAGUACACAGCAAUAAAGACGAGGAGUUCUUCAUCACAGCUUCCUUCCCCGAUGACUUCGAGGCCCCCAGUCUCGUCAAGAAACGCGACCCACAGGGACAGAGUCUGGGCCAUUGGGACGAGUUCCACGCGACGUCCAGUGAGGUCUCGGUCAAGGCCGACCGGGGCGAUAUCCACAUCCACCAGCAACAGCAGCAGUGGAGUCGGGAUCUGGACAGAAGGCUCCAGGAAGCAGAGGAGCCAAAGAUUGAUGAGAUGUGA
This is a messenger RNA of Aspergillus sclerotioniger CBS 115572, 360 nucleotides long. RefSeq lists its product as uncharacterized. The record is from RefSeq and is a predicted model, not a curated record. Bases 1 to 360 code for a protein of 119 amino acids. The transcript has 3 exons. Lineage: Eukaryota; Fungi; Ascomycota; Eurotiomycetes; Eurotiales; Aspergillaceae.